Messenger RNA from Knipowitschia caucasica, 594 nucleotides. Lineage: Eukaryota; Metazoa; Chordata; Actinopteri; Gobiiformes; Gobiidae. The record is from the annotation of a GenBank genome assembly.
AUGGGGAAACAGAAAACAAAGAAGUUUGCUGCAAUGAAAAGAAUGAUCAGUCCAAAAGAUCAAAGAAUAAAAGAAAAGGACCGUGCAAAACCAAGUGAAAAAAAGAAAAAAGAUCCGUCUGCAAUUAAAGAGAAAGAAGUACCAAAAUAUCCGUCUUGCUUGUUCUUCCAGUAUAAUACCCAGCUUGGCCCUCCAUACCACGUUCUUGUGGACACUAAUUUCAUAAACUUCUCCAUCAAGGCUAAACUAGACAUAGUACAAUCAAUGAUGGAUUGUCUUUAUGCAAAAUGCAUACCAUACAUUACUGACUGUGUGAUGGCUGAAAUCGAAAAGCUUGGAAUGAAGUACAGAGUAGCUCUAAGGAUUGCAAAGGAUCCCAGGUUUGAGCGGCUAACGUGUACCCACAAAGGAACAUAUGCAGAUGACUGUUUAGUUCAAAGAGUAACUCAGCACAAGUGUUAUAUCUUAGCAACUGUCGACAGAGAUCUGAAGCGACGAAUCCGAAAGAUCCCAGGGGUGCCCAUCAUGUACAUUUCCAACCAUAGGUACAACAUUGAAAGGAUGCCUGACGAUUACGGUGCACCUCGAUUUUAA